Helianthus annuus (common sunflower) is the source of this 845-nucleotide messenger RNA. RefSeq names its product auxin-binding protein ABP19a. Gene Ontology annotation, cellular component: cell wall. The record is from RefSeq and is a predicted model, not a curated record. NCBI's taxonomy places the organism in Eukaryota, Viridiplantae, Streptophyta, Magnoliopsida, Asterales, Asteraceae. Gene Ontology annotation, molecular function: manganese ion binding. The transcript has a single exon. Bases 27 to 662 code for a protein of 211 amino acids.
AAUUCCAAUUCCAAUUCCAAUUCAAAAUGUCGAUUCAAAUUCUCUUCUCUUUUCUUUUUCUGCUUGUAGCCUCCUCCUCCUAUGCUUCAGUGCAAGACUUUUGUGUAGCUGACCUCUCACAAUCUGACACCCCUUCUGGAUUCCCAUGCAAAGAUGUCAAAAAAGUGUCCGUCUCUGAUUUUGUCUACUCUGGGCUCGCUGCAGCCGGCAACACCAGCAAUCUCAUCAAGGCUGCAGUUACUCCAGCAUUCACUGCUCAGUUUCCAGGGGUGAACGGCCUCGGGAUUUCUACAGCCCGCUUGGACCUGGCAGUUGGUGGAGUCAUCCCCAUGCACACUCACCCUGGCGGCUCCGAACUUUUGGUGGUCAUUGAAGGGACCAUUUGUGCCGGUUUCAUAUCAUCAGCUAACACAGUCUACUUCAAGACUUUAAAAAAAGGGGACAUCAUGCUUUUCCCACAAGGGUUGCUCCAUUUCCAGAUAAAUUCUGGUAAGGGGGCGGCUCUUGCCAUUGUUAGCUUCAGUAGUCCAGUGCCAGGGCUCCAGAUUACUGAUUUUGCUCUCUUUGCUAAUGAUUUACCCACUGAAAUUGUGGCUGCAACAACUUUCCUUGAUCCAGCAACAAUUAAGAAACUCAAGGGUGUUCUUGGCGGGACUAAUUAGGGUCCUCACUUGAUUUGUUAUGGUAUUGUCAUUGUUGUUUGUUUGGUACCAACAUUUUGGUGGUUUGUGUUUGUUGUUUUUUAAAGGGGUGUGUGUGUGUGUGUCUGUAAGCUUAGAAGUUUGUUUCUGGAUUGCUUAAAUGAGGUUCGGAAUAAUUAAUAAUUUGAGUUGAUUUCUUUUCAA